AUGAAACGUAAAACAAUAACAAUGAUAAUUGAUAUUGAAUAUGAUGAAAUGGACGUGUAUUUGUAUGAUGGAAAUGAAUAUGAAAGAGUUGAUAGAAUGAAAUAUUUAAAAGAAGAAGAAAAGAAAAUAAAUGAAGAAAUCAUUUCCAAUGAUGAGAAGAAUGUGAAAAUUAGAAAAGAAAAUAUUAAAGGAGUAGAAAUGAUGAUUAAAACAGAGAGUAAAUUAACAAUGAUAUUCAAUAAUAUUAAGAAAGAAGUAGAAAAGAAAGGAGAAAAUGAAAGAACAAUCAUUUGUAUUCCUAAUGGAACAAGUCAAGGAAAUGAAAGAAGAAUAGAAAAUUCAACAAAACUUGGAAGAUUAAAUAAUGUACAAAUCAUACGGAAAUAUCAUAUAAUUGAAAGAAUACUUUCAGAAGAAUAUAACAUAGAAACACCAAUUCUUAUCAUAGAAAAUACAGAAAUAACAUAUGGAAAUAUUAAAAAAGAAAAAGAUAAGAUAAUAAUAAGAAUAAUAAAUAUUAUAAGAAUAAACAAUACAACAGAAGAAAAUAAAGAAAUCAAUAGAAUAAUAUCAGAAGAAAAAGAAGAGAAAGGAAUAAUAAUAAAUAAUAAAAUAAAACAAGAAAAAGAAAUCAAAAUAAACACAAAAAGAUGGAGAUAUAAAGAAAUCAACGAAGAAACAUAUAUUAAAACAAUAAUAGAAAUGAUAAAAAAAGAAGAAGAAUAUUCAGAAUAUUCAUCAGAAAGAGAAAUGAUAAUAAAUAUCAAAAGAAUAAUAUACAAUAAUAAAAUCAAUAAAAGAAUAAUUGGAAAAAGAAGAAUAGGAUAUAAUGAAAUUAUGAUAACAUCAAAAUAUUUUAAUGAUAUUAAAGAUUUUAUUAAUUUAGAAAUAGGAGUUAAAAGAUUUCAAGGAAAUAUGGAACGAUUUCAUUUUAAUCCAAUUCCUUUAAAUGAAUAUUCAAGAAGAUUCUUUCCUAAUAUUGAAACAUUUCAUAUUUAUAAUAAAUAUGAUGAAGAAUUUGAUGAUGGAAGAAUAGUUAAAACAAUAAUAUGGUAUACAGUAGAUUAUUCAACAUAUUUAAAAGAGAAAGAAGCAGGAAAUAUAUGUAAAAACAUAGAAUAUACACAAUAUGAUAGAAAUAAAUAUGGCAAUAUAAUACCACCAGAAGUUAAAUCACUUGGAUAUGAAUGUUUUUAUGAAUGUGAUUCAUUAAAAUCAGUUAAUAUUCCAACAACAAUUACAUCAUUGGGAAAUUAUUGUUUCAGUGGAUGUGAGUAUUUAACAGUGAUAAACAUUCCAACAUCAGUUAAAGAAAUAGGAAAUAAUUGUUUUUAUGAAUGCAAAUCAUUAACAUCAAUUACUAUUCCAUCAUCAAUUAGUGAAUUAAAAAAAGCUUGUUUUAGUUGGUGUGAGACAUUAAGAACAAUCACUAUACCACCAUCAGUUAUUGAGUUGGGAAUUGGUUGUUUUAAAGGAUGUUCAUCGAUAAUAUAUCCCACUUCUAUUACAUCAUUUGGUAAUAAUAUUUUUGAUGGAUGUAUUUCAUUAAGUAGUAUCAAUAAUCAAUUAACAACAAUUUCAUUAACCAAUUAUCAUUUCAAUGAAUAUAAACAGAUAACUAGUAUUACCAUUCCAACAACAAUUAGUAAAUUAGAAGCAAACCACUUUUCAGAAUAUCUUUUGUUAAAAGAAGUUAAAAUUCCAACAACAGUCACGUCAAUAGGAGAUUAUUGUUUUUCUAAAUGUACAUCAUUAGAAACAAUUAAUUUACCAACAACAAUAAGUGAAUUAAGCUAUAAUUGUUUUGAAUUUUGUUCAUCAUUAAAAUCAAUUAACAUACCAUCAUCAAUUACUAAAUUAGGAUAUGAAUGUUUUUAUGAUUGUAUAUCAUUAACUAAUAUUGAUAUUCUAUCAAAUAUUAAAGAAAUUGGAAGUUGGUGUUUUUGUAGAUGUUAUUCAUUAAGUAAUAUUAUUAUACCUUCAUCAAUUAGUAAAUUAGGAAAUGGAUGUUUUUAUAAAUGUUCUUCAUUGGAAUACAUUAAUAUACCAACAACAAUUAAUAAAAUAGGGUAUGAAUGUUUUUACAAUUGUUUAUCAUUAACAUCCAUUAAUAUAGUUAAUAUAAAAUUCAUAAGUAAAGAUAGAAUAUUUAUUAAUGAACCAGUACUAGUUAGUAUUCAAAUACCUGAAAAUUUACAUAAGAUUAAUAAUAAUAAUAAAGUUUAUCAACAACAAGAUAUUAGUGAAUUUAUUAUUCCAUCAACAAUUAAUGAAUUGGAUGAUGAUUGUUUUAAAGAAUGUUCAUCAUUAAUAUCAAUUAACAUACCGUCAUCAGUUAGUAAAAUAGGAAAAUCAUGUUUUUAUGAAUGCAUAUCAUUAAAAUCAUUUAAUAUCCAAUCAUCAGUUAGUGAAAUACGAGAUGAAUGCUUUUACAACUGCACAUCAUUAACAUCAAUUAACAUACCAUCAUCAAUUACUAAAUUAGGAGAUGGUUGUUUUUAUGGUUGUUCAUCAUUAACAUCUAUUAACUUACCAUCUUCAGUUAGUGAAUUAGGAGAUGAAUGUUUUUAUAAGUGUUCAUCAUUAACAACAAUUAAUUUAUCAUCAUCAAUUACUAAAUUAGGAAAUUAUUGUUUUUGUCAAUGUACAUCAUUAAAAUCAAUUAAUAUACCAUCAUCAGUUAAUGAAUUUGGAAAUAGUUGUUUUUAUAAAUGUAUAUCAUUACAGUCAAUUAAUAUACCAUUAACAGUUAGUAAAAUAGAUGAUGGUUGCUUUAGUGAAUGUAUCUCAUUAACUAAUAUCAAUAUACCAACAUCAAUUACAUCAUUUGGGACAUCUUGUUUCUUUAACUGUGGUUGUGAUGAAGAAUUAAAAUAUAAUAUGAGAAUUCCAAGAGAAUGUUUUGAGAAAGAAGAUUAG
Molecule: messenger RNA, 2919 nt
Organism: Entamoeba dispar SAW760
Lineage: Eukaryota; Evosea; Mastigamoebida; Endamoebidae
Exons: 2
Coding region: 1-2919 (972 amino acids)
Source: RefSeq, a predicted model, not a curated record